Messenger RNA from Zingiber officinale, 950 nucleotides. RefSeq names its product NAD(P)H-quinone oxidoreductase subunit M, chloroplastic-like. The record is from RefSeq and is a predicted model, not a curated record. Gene Ontology annotation, molecular function: oxidoreductase activity, acting on NAD(P)H, quinone or similar compound as acceptor. NCBI's taxonomy places the organism in Eukaryota, Viridiplantae, Streptophyta, Magnoliopsida, Zingiberales, Zingiberaceae. The transcript is spliced from 2 exons. The coding region runs from base 103 to 735 and encodes 210 amino acids.
GAGGUUGAGACUGAGGGCUGAGGCAACGAGUGGAACUGAAGAUGAAAAUGAAUAAAAUUCGAAAGAGGAACAAGCUUCCGCAGACGAAAUUAAAGAGUGUUUAUGGCUACCACUGCUUUUCUUGCUCCAAGUGGCUUCUCCAUCCAGAGAUUGUCAGCAUAUGGCGAAGCACGGGGGAGGAAGAAAGCAUGCUCUAUAAGAGCCCAGCAGCAACAGCAGCUGAAACAGGAACGAGAACAGCAAAGUCAAACACUAAGCGAAGGAAAGUUGCCGGGGAAGCAGCAGCAGCAGCAAGGGGGAGGAGCAAGGGUGCAGCAGCAGCAGCCAUCGCCGCCACAGUCAAUGGCGAAGAGCAAGAACAUGAGCAGAGAGUACGGAGGGCAGUGGCUGAGCUGCUGUACCCGCCAUGUGAGGAUAUACGCUGCCUACAUUGAUCCCGUUACUCAUGCCUUCGACCAGACGCAGAUGGACAAGCUCACCCUCCUUCUCGAUCCCACCGACGAGUUCGUGUGGACGCCCGAUACCUGUCAAAAGGUCUACGCCUACUUCCAAGAACUCGUCGAUCAUUAUGAGGGUGCACCACUCUCUGAGUACACACUUCGCCUGGUGGGUUCAGACAUCGAGCACUUCAUUCGCAAGUUACUUUAUGACGGUGAGAUCAAGUAUAAUAUGAAUUGUAAGGUCCUUAAUUUUAGUAUGGGUAAGCCCCGUGUCAAGUUCAACAACAAAAUGUAGAGAAAGAAAAAUUAACAGUAUUGUGGUAUUGAAAAUUCCAUAUAAACCAUUUACCAAUAUAAUUGACCAAGAAUCUAAGAGGGGAAAUCACCACAUUUCUUGCUCAUUUACAUUUGGAGGGGAACUUUCUUUAUAUGUUGCACUUGUAUGCCAAGAAUGAUAUAUUUUUAUUACCAAUUUGUACAAAACUCAAGUGUGAGAUUUAUUUGCUAUUA